UCAAAUUUUUUAAUUGUGAACUUCACAAAAAACAGCCACAAAUCAAAUUUUUUAAUUGUGAACUUCACAAACUGAAAAAAUAUGAACGCGUCAUUCCGGUCGUUCCCUUCAUUCGUUCGUUCUUCGUGAUUCGUCUUGGACAUUUACGCUCACUCCCACUUCUAUUUGUUUGUUAAUAAAAAAUUGUGUUGUGCGUACCUAUUUAAAUUUACUGAUUUGCUCGUAUUCUACUGGUGUUGUGCAUAUAUAAUAUAUUACAUGGAAUAUAACAAUAUGUUAUAAAUGCUGUAUUAGAGACAAGGACUCCCACUUCUAUUCGUUUUUUGAUAAAAAAUUGUGCUGUGCGUACAUAUUUACAGUUACUGAUUUGUUCGUAUUCUACUGGUGUUGUGCAUAUAUAUAUAUUGUUUUUAUACGGCUGUGGUGUAAAUGCUGCUGUUUUGGUUGCAUUGAAAGUAGUAUAUUAAGGGAUACAGGAAUAGAAUUAAAAAUGCCGCCAAAAAGUCGCUUCUGGGAAUUUUUUGAAAAACUUGAAAAUAACGAAGCCAAAUGUCGGUCUUGCCACAAAUUCAUAAAAACUUGUGGCAACACUACAAAUUUAAAGUUACACAUUGAAAAAAUGCAUAGCUCAUUAUUAGGGAAACAUGGCAACGGCGAGAACACAGUUCAUAAAACAGGCGCAAAGAAAUUACGUAAGGAGACAUUCGUAAAACCUUUAAUGUCAACUGCUUCUACUUCUGCUAAGAGAAUUACACCUGACUCUGCCCUAUUUGACAACGGUUCAAUUGAUUCUGAUUGUAGUUGUAAUGCAAGUGACAUAAGUACAUCUCUUCGCAAAAAAAUAUUCCAGCCGACCCUAAAUGAGAGUUUUAGGAGCAUAUCUGAAUUUUCUGAAAAUGGAACUAAAGGCGUUCGACUUUCAAAUGCUAUCUUGUAUAUGAUUUGCAAAGAUUCACAGCCGUUCCAGAUUGUUGAAAAUGAAGGAUUUCUAAACUUAAUGAAAACAGCUACUCCUCUGUUUAAAGUCCCAUCCAGGCAUACUUUCAAGAGAAUGCUAGAGAAUCGAUAUGAAGUUACAAAGAAUCUUUUUAAAAAUAAAAUCAAAGGUGUACGUAAUAUAACGAUGACAACCGACAUAUGGACGGAUACUAUGCAGACUAAGAGUUUUCUUGGUGUCACUAUACACUUUCUUGACGAAGAUCGCAUGACAUCAGUGACUCUAGGAGUUUAUGAGUUAGACGAAUCGCAUACUGCUGAAUACAUUGGAAGAAUGCUGUUGCAGACAUGUCAUGAAUGGUGUAUAGAUCCAGAAAAAGUAUUCACUGUAGUAACGGAUGGAGGAGCAAAUGUUGUUAAAGCGGUAGAUGUCUCAUUUGGAAAAAAAAGCCAUAUUAUUUGUUUUGCUCACCUACUGAAUUUAGUAGCUCAAAAAUCGAUUGCAAAAACAAUACACUUACCAGAAUUAAUUGCAUCCGUUAAAAGGAUUGUCACCUGGUUCAAGCAUAGUGUAGCGGCGAGUGAUGAAUUACGAAAGAAUUCUGAUCUAAAAUUAAUACAAGAUGUCAGCACUCGCUGGAAUUCCACCUUUUAUAUGGUGGAAAGAUUUUUACAUCUGCGACCAACUAUUAAUCAAAUUGUUAAUUGCCAUACAAGUGCUCCUCCAAUGAUAACUGCAAAAGGUAUUGAAGAGUUAACUGAAAUCUUUGAAAUUUUACGCCCUAUAGAAGUUGCUACUAAAGAAAUAUGUGGAGAAGACUAUGUUACUAGCAGCAAAGUCAUUCCCAUAGUACGAAUGCUAAACUUAAAAAUGAAUAAUAUCAAAACAAACAGUUCUUUGGGUCAGCAUCUUAAGCAGAGCAUAAUAUCGGAAAUCAGUAAACGCUUGUUACCCUCUGAACAUGUUCAAAUACUUGCUGUAUCUACAUUGCUAGACCCAAGAUUUAAAAAUAUUCAUUUUCAAGAUCCCAUAGCAUGUUCGAAAGCAAUUAAAUGUGUCAAAGAAUUACUCAAUACUACGACGGAAACAGAAGUAAUUGAAGAAGUUAUUAGUUGUUCGCCAGAUACAACAGAAGAAUUUAAUUUGUGGAGCGAACAUUAUAAACUUGUAAAUGACAAAAACUCUACGCCUUUGUCUAGUGAUCACGAAAUACCUUCAGACCGGACAGGAAAUUCAGGUCAAUAUACAAAUCAAUAUCGUAAUAAUAAUACUAAUAACGGCUAUGGUAAUUCAACAAGACAAAAUAUACUGAACGGCACUCGGCAAACAAGACGUUCAAAUGAUCCAACACCCAUGGAUGCUGAUGCUAUGAUUGUAUUUUUUUUAGUAACUAUAACAUUGGUGGCAGCACUCUUACAAGUGACACCAGUAGUUGAAGAAGCAGGAUACACCAUAAUCCAACUCGACGAAGUAAAUACGAUACUACAGAUUAUACACCCGAAAGAGCUAACAAGUUUGGUGGAGGAAAUGGAAGAAAACAUAAAAAAAGCAGACCUAAGUAACAAGGAUGGAGGAUGGAGUCAUAUGUAG
Molecule: messenger RNA, 2527 nt
Organism: Bactrocera dorsalis (oriental fruit fly)
Lineage: Eukaryota; Metazoa; Arthropoda; Insecta; Diptera; Tephritidae
Product: zinc finger BED domain-containing protein 4-like
Exons: 5
Coding region: 491-2527 (678 amino acids)
Molecular function (GO): DNA binding
Source: RefSeq, a predicted model, not a curated record